Molecule: messenger RNA, 1446 nt
Organism: Chaetura pelagica (chimney swift)
Lineage: Eukaryota; Metazoa; Chordata; Aves; Apodiformes; Apodidae
Gene: ZNF395
Product: zinc finger protein 395
Exons: 10
Coding region: 1-1446 (481 amino acids)
Biological process (GO): regulation of transcription by RNA polymerase II
Cellular component (GO): nucleus
Molecular function (GO): DNA-binding transcription factor activity; RNA polymerase II cis-regulatory region sequence-specific DNA binding
Source: RefSeq, a predicted model, not a curated record
AUGGCGAGUGUGCUGUCCAGGCGCCUGGGGAAGCGCUCCCUGCUUGGCACCCGCGUUUCUGCCCCUGGCGCCUUGGCCGAGGGGGUGCUGGUGGCCUCCCAGAUCCCCAGCCUGCAGGCUGACCUCAGCCGGGUGUCUGCCCACGCGAUGCCACGAGAGGAUGGACCCUGCGUGCCAUCGGUGGAGGAGGGCAGCCAGGCACCCAGGAUCCCCAGCCCCAACCACCAGCAGCUCUGUGCCGGGCAGCAGGUCCUCGUCACUUACAACGGGCAGGAGUGCACCAGCCUCGUGGAUCAGCACAACCCACUGAGUGACAAGGUGAAGGUGCUGCUGCCAGAGCAGGGCUUCCAGACCUGCUGGAGGGUGCAGGAUGUGCCCGAGGCACUGCAGAGAUCUGUCUCCAGCAAUAUUGAUGUACCCAAGAGGAAAGCUGAUGCCACAGUGGAGAUGGAUGAGAUGGUGGCAGCCAUGGUGCUGACGAGCCUCUCCUGCAGCCCUGUGGUGCAGAGCCCUCCCGCUGGCGAGAGCGGCAUCCCCUCCUCACGGGCAGCCUGCGAUCCUUGGAAGGAGAGCGGUGACAUCUCGGACAGUGGCAGCAGCACCACCAGUGGGCACUGGAGUGGGGGCAGUGACAUCUCCACCCCUUCGCCCCCCCACCCUGCCGGUAGCCCCAAGUACUCCAUCGAGGCCCUGAGCUCCCCCCAAGCAGACGAUGGCUUCGAGACCGACUCUGACCCCUUUCUCCUUGACGAACCCGCUCCACGCAAGAGAAAGAACUCUGUGAAGGUGAUGUACAAGUGCCUGUGGCCGAGCUGCGGCAAGGUUCUGCGCUCCAUCGUUGGCAUCAAGCGGCACGUCAAGACCCAGCACCUUGGGGAUGGUGCAGACUCGGACCAGCGGAAGCGGGAGGAGGAUUUCUACUACACUGAAGUGCAGGUGAAGGAAGAGCCGGUGCCAGAGGCUGCUGCCACCAGCCCCACAUCUGCAUCCGCCCCCAUCAUCAUCCAGCAAUCCCUGGCGAAGCCGGAGGCGCUCCUGGUGGAGCAACCAGCACUAGAGCCCACCCUGGCCAGCAGUGCCCUGAGCCAGUCUGCCCCCGGCUCCUUCUGGCACAUCCAGGCUGAUCAUGCCUACCAGGCAUUGCCCUCGAUUCAAAUUCCAGUGUCCCCCCACAUCUUCACCAGCAUCAGCUGGGCCACUGCCACCUCGACUCUCCCAUCCCUUUCACCGGUGCGGAGCCGGUCGCUCAGCUUCAGUGAACCCCAGCCACCAACACCCAUGCUCAAGUCCCACCUGAUCGUCGCCUCACCCCCCAGGGUGUCCAUCGGCACCAGGAAAGUCCGCGGUGAAGCCAAAAAGUGCCGUAAGGUUUAUGGCAUCGAGCACCGGGACCAAUGGUGCACGGCCUGCCGGUGGAAAAAAGCCUGCCAGCGCUUCCUGGACUGA